AUGGCGUUCGAAUGCCGUGACGGCGAUGACAUGGACGGUUUAGUAAAACGACGUAGAGAAUCUGAAUAUUUUACAAUUGUUAUGCAUCAUGGUGGCUUUAUGGUAAAUUCAUAUGGUUUUAAAUACACUGGAAAGGAGGUAAGUUUUAUUGAUACGUGCCAUGUGGACAAUAUGUCAAUGCUUGAAAUGUAUGAUAUUGUGGAAGAGUUAGGUUAUUCUGGUUUGUGGCAUUUGUUUUGGAAACAAUCUGGGCAUAAAUUUACUGUUAAGCCAUUAAGAACAGAUUGUGAUAUCAUUAGCAUGUUAGAAGAUAUGCCCAGGAAUAGGCACAUUCAUUUGUACUUAGAAGAAAAUGAAGCAAACUUCUCGAACGAAACCACUGAAACCACUCAAACCAGAUAUCACAAUGCAACUGAAACUCAUGAAACUGUUAUAACUGAAAUUGAAAAUGAUGUGAGUGAGGAAGAGGGGUCUGUACAUGAGGUAUAUGUGGGUGUAGAUUUUGAAAGAGAUUUUAAUGGGUUAAACAAUAGAGAUGAGGGAAAUAUUAAUGCAUCUUUGAAUGAUGAAAAUGAAACUGAUGAAUUAGAGUCAUUGCAUACUGAAACUGAAUCUGAUUUUGAGUCCGACUCUGAUGGUCGAGGAAAACAUAGAUGUCCUGAGUUUAACGAUGAAACUGAUAUGGAAAACCCACAGUUUAAAGUUGGAAUGAUUUUUGGUGAUAAGUUGAAGUUCAAAGAGGCUGUCAGGCAGUAUGGGAUUAAGAAUAGGGUUAAUAUCAGAUUCAAAAGAACUAACAGUGUUAGGGUGCAUGUUGUUUGCAAGGAAGGGUGUCCGUGGUAUAUUUGGACAUCAAGGGUUGAUCUAAAAGAUGAAACAAACACCUCAUGGCAAAUUAAGUCUUAUGUAGGAGAUCAUAAUUGUUUGAUGGGUUUUAAAAAUAAAAAUGCAACCUAUAAGUGGAUGUCUAAAACAUAUCUUGAAAAAUUUAGGGCUAAUCCUCAGUACCCAAUUACAGCUUUAAGGCAGAAUGUAUUAGAAGAUCAUGUAUAUAAAGUGUCAUUGAGUAAAUGCUUGAGAGCUAAGCACUUAGCUCUUGAUAUGGUCCUUGGGAGUCACAAGGGUCAAUACUCAAAGAUAUAUGAUUAUCUUGGAGAAAUUAGGUCUUUUAAUCCUGGAAGCACAACCAUUCUAAAAUUGGAUAAUAGAGUGUUUGAAAGAAUGUACAUAUGUUUACUAGCAUGCAAAGAAGGUUUCAAAGGUUGUAGACCUAUAAUUAGCAUUGAUGGUUGUCACCUUAAGGGCUAUUAUGGAGGUACUCUUUUGGCUGUUGUUGGUAUUGAUGGUAAUGACAACAUCUAUCCAAUUACUUAUUCUGUUGUUGAGAGUGAAAAUGAAUCAUCUUGGACUUGGUUUCUGUUACUGUUGGCAACUGAUUUGGAGAUUGAAACCUCCCAUAAUAUCACAUUUAUGUCAGACAAACAAAAGGGACUGGUUGAGGCAAUGAUGCAUGUUUUACCUAAUGCUGAGCAUACGACUUGUGUGAGACACUUGUACUCCAACUUUAAGAAUAAUGCUCAAUUCAAAGGAAAAAACUUAAAGGAUGCACUGUGGAAGGCAGCUAGAGCUACCUACAAAAAAGAGUUUGAAUAUGCAAUGGAUGAACUGAAAGCAUUAUCAAAACCAGCCUUUGAUUGGUUGAAUGCAAAAGGCCCUGUCAAAUGGUCUAAAUCUCAUUUCUCCCCAAGGAGAAAUCAGACAUGCUUCUCAGCAAUUUAUGAUUCUGGAAGCCGCGAUAAACCAAUUUUGACUUUAAUGGAGAUGAUUAGGACCAAGAUAAUGGAAAAUAUUGCCAAGAAAAAGGAAGUUGCAAACAAGUACACUGGAAGUUUGUGUCCAAGAAUCCAAAAGAAAAUUGAACUUGCAAUUCAACAGUCCACUAGGUAUUGUUAA
Messenger RNA from Hibiscus syriacus, 1953 nucleotides. RefSeq lists its product as uncharacterized. The coding region runs from base 1 to 1953 and encodes 650 amino acids. The record is from RefSeq and is a predicted model, not a curated record. The transcript has 5 exons. NCBI's taxonomy places the organism in Eukaryota, Viridiplantae, Streptophyta, Magnoliopsida, Malvales, Malvaceae.